Messenger RNA from Gossypium arboreum, 874 nucleotides. RefSeq lists its product as uncharacterized. The coding region runs from base 464 to 874 and encodes 136 amino acids. The transcript is spliced from 5 exons. Lineage: Eukaryota; Viridiplantae; Streptophyta; Magnoliopsida; Malvales; Malvaceae. The record is from RefSeq and is a predicted model, not a curated record.
UUUCUGUCGCGUGCCCUAAAUCCCCCAAGUAAAAGUUUGUACUUAAUUCUUUUUCCUUUUACUUUGAAAAUUUGCCCCCAAAUUUCCCAUUUCCAACAACACCAAAUGUUUGAGGACGACGAGAGGCAGCAAUCUCCGCCGUCGAAUCUUCUUCCCUAAUAGAAAAACUAUAAACUCUUUUUUGCGUGUGUAUGAAUUAAAUUUUUUUGUCAAUAAAUGAAAUUCUUUGAAGAUAAUACAAUCUUUUAUAAAAAUUUAUUUCCGAAUUAGGGCUCUUGAUUUCUUUCUCUGUCAGCAAAUUGGUCGAAUUUUAUUUUUGUUUUUAUUUAAAGUUGAAGGAAAAGCAUAGCAUUUGGCGUACAAGUGAUAACUCACAAUUUUCUUAUGUAUUUAGUUCCCUACUUUUUAAGCCAACCAUUUUGCUUCAGAAUCUCUUUGCGUUGGGAACCUUUUCAAAGUUCUUAUGCUUUUUUGGCCUCUGAUAUUUGCCCAGCCAAGUCAGUAUAUCAAUACCCUUCUGGUGCCCAAAGAUGGUGAAAUUCCCAUAGACAUCCAAAGUUUAUCUUCACAAGGAAUCUUUGACGUGGUCAUUGUUAACUCCAUACAUGACCUAAAAGUGGGCACAAUUUUUGAUCCAGUCUCAUUGAUAAAUGCUCUUGGCAAUGUGUUUGGGGUGGAAUUGAGCAAAGGCUUGAACUGUGAUUUCGAGUUGAGUUAUGCAUUGGCUUUCUCAAACGUUCUCGCCAAAGAAAAGGAAAUUACAAGGAACAAGCGUUCAAGAUCCAAGGAAGUUCUCUUCCUCGGGAACUUGAGGAAGUACUUGAAGCAACACACCUGUGGAGUUCCAACGAUGUAUGGUUCCGCUUUUGCAUGA